Molecule: messenger RNA, 2352 nt
Organism: Cavia porcellus (domestic guinea pig)
Lineage: Eukaryota; Metazoa; Chordata; Mammalia; Rodentia; Caviidae
Gene: Slc25a34
Product: solute carrier family 25 member 34
Exons: 5
Coding region: 181-1104 (307 amino acids)
Source: RefSeq, a predicted model, not a curated record
UUCCAAGAUAGCAGUGGCUGCAGGGCAGCUGCUGCAUUCAGCUGUGACCUCUGUCUUCUAGACAUGGGCCCGGGUUCUCUUGUUCUCCAGUCCCUUGUCCUGGAAGGAGUGCAGACAGCCUAAACAUCGCCAGUGUAUGGCCUGGCCCAUGUCCUGAUCCAGGCACAGGCAGCCCCUGGCAUGGAGGCUGUGGAGCCGGUUCCUCCGGCGGUGGACCUGGUGCUGGGUGCCUCAGCCUGCUGCCUGGCCUGCGUGUUCACCAACCCCCUGGAGGUGAUAAAGACGCGGCUGCAGCUUCAGGGAGAGCUGCAGGCCCCAGGUACCUACCCUCGGCUCUACCGUGGCUUGGUGGCAUCGGUGGCUGCUGUAGCCCGUGCAGAUGGCCUGUGGGGCCUACAGAAGGGGCUGGCUGCUGGCCUCCUCUAUCAGGGCCUCAUGAAUGGUGUCCGAUUCUACUGCUACAGCCUGAUGUGCCAAACUGGCCUUAGCCAGCAACCAGGCGGCACUGUGGUCGCAGGCGCCGUGGCUGGGGCACUGGGAGCAUUCGUGGGGAGCCCUGCUUACCUGAUCAAGACACAGCUGCAGGCCCAAACAGUGGCUGCCAUGGCUGUGGGGCACCAGCACCAGCACCAGAGCGUCUUAGGUGCCUUGGAGACCAUCUGGCGGCAGCAGGGCCUACUGGGGCUGUGGCGGGGCGUGGGCGGGGCAGUGCCCCGAGUCAUGGUGGGCUCAGCCACCCAGCUGGCCACCUUUGCCUCUGCCAAGGCCUGGGUACAGGAACAACAGUGGCUCCCGGAGGACAGCUGGCUGGUGGCCCUGACGGGCAGCAUGAUCAGCAGUGUAGCUGUUGCUGUUGUCAUGACACCCUUCGACGUGGUCAGCACACGGCUGUACAACCAGCCCGUGGACAGAGCUGGCAGGGGCCAGCUGUACAGGGGCCUCACCGACUGCCUGGUGAAGAUCUGCCAACAGGAGGGCACCUCGGCGCUCUACAAGGGCUUUGGCCCUGCCUACCUGCGCCUGGGCCCUCACACCAUUCUCAGCAUGCUCCUCUGGGACGAGCUGCGGAAGCUCGCCAGCCGGGCCCAGCACCAGGACAUCUAGGCCUUGUCCCUCCGCCCAUCCUGACGGUCCCACACGUGGCCAGAACGAUGGCCCAGGGUCCCUGCCCAGGUCCUGCAUGGGUUUAUGGAAAGUGCCGGCCACUCUGGUCAACCCAGCCCCUGAGGGCCAGCGUCUGCGCUGAAUCACCACCCCUCCAUCCUCAUCCUUCUCCGCCCUGGGCCACCACACCCCAGCCCCCUGGCUCGUUCUCAGAGGAGCAGCUAUGGCCGCAGUACUGCCAUGAGCUCAGCUGUUUAGCUUGUGGGGCCCUCCGACAGAUAGCAAAGUCCUUUCACCCCAGGGAAGCUGAGGCCAGGACGGGUGACGAGGUCCGGGCCAAAGCCACACAGCUGGAACUCAGCUCUGACAAGAGCACGGCUGUCCUAGAACUGUGGGGCUGGAGCGAACUUUAGGGGUCCCUGUCCAUGUGAAGAGACUGUGAUGUCCUCCCGUCUGGUUUCUAGGGCCACUCUAACGGUGCCACAUAGUCUGGGACUUAAACACUAGAGAUUUAUUUUCUCACAUCUGCAGGCUACAAGUUGGAGGCUAAGGUGCUGGUAGGGCUCAUUUCUUCUCUCCUUCCCCUCCCUCCCUUUCUGUCUUGUCUCUGUCUCUGUCUCUGUCUCUGUCUCUGUCUCUGUCUCUCUCUCCCCUCCUUCCUUCAGGGUAGAACCCAGGGCCUCGAGCAUGCUGGGCUUAUCCUCUAGCACAGAGCUGCAGCCAGCCCAGGGCUGCUUUCUCCUAAGACUUCUGUCCUUGGCUUGUAGAGGCCACCUUCUUGUGUCCUUCUGUGUCCUGCAUCUGUGUCCUAACCCCCUUUUAGAAGGACAACAGUCAUGUUGGACUCAAGCCCGCCCCACUGAGCCCAUCUUAACUAAGAGAUGAUUUUGCCUGCCUCCAUGUGCUGUCACAGCCGGGGCUCCCAGGGUGGAAUCUGGGGACAUAAUUCACCCAGCGCCAUCUGAGGGCUUUUACUGAGGGCCUCCUGACAAUCCCAGAAGGGUGCUUGGAGACGCCCACUGUUCAGGAGGGGCCGCCUCCUCCCAGGAGAGUGGCAGGGUGGAGCCAGGGUAGGGCCAGAAACACAGCCACCCCCCACGCCUGCACUGACCUUUGUACUGCAAGGUGGACACAGUGCCUUGCCAAGGUGGACAGCCCAGUCACAGCCCGAUGACCUUCACUGCCACACCCGCCACAGUGUGUGCCCCACCGCACACUCUAAAACAAUAAAGUUUUCUAUUUUGUUUA